Molecule: messenger RNA, 1653 nt
Organism: Marchantia polymorpha subsp. ruderalis
Lineage: Eukaryota; Viridiplantae; Streptophyta; Marchantiopsida; Marchantiales; Marchantiaceae
Source: the annotation of a GenBank genome assembly
UUUGACUACAAUACCUCGAUAGUUUAGUUCUCGACGAAUGUUUUGAACCUCAUUCUUUCUCACCCUCCCUCUACCGUUCACACACUUCUCCUGAUGUCGAAUUUUCUGUGGUUUCUGAUCACAGAUGUGGCAUUCUUACUUCUGAAGCUGGAAUUGGGUCUCUUCCUGUCAUUCAUCAUGACCCUUUGUGUUGUACUCGGUCCAACCACGAUCUUCAGAGUGAUGUCACAUCCAAUUGAGUAUUACAGGGCAGUGCGCAGAGCAAUGCAGGCAUCCGGCAGGCCUCGAAUCCCAGCUCCAUUUCUUUGAACAUGGAGACCUCACAGCUACUCGAAAUAGACUUCUCUCUUGCAUUUCUCAGAUUUCUGUGCCCUCGAUCCCUUCGUCUUGCGUGCGUCCUUUACUUACUGGCUACACAUCUGCCUGCCAUCUUCAUUGCAAUCAACUUAGGUAGUUAGUACUCUCUGCUUGCUUCUGGAAUUUGAACCGGCAUUUAAGUACAAGCUUCUGCGCGUCGCUUUGAGCAAUAGAGAAUAACUGUUGGUACAACAGCCACUAUGUCUACAGUCUCAAGUGUCAGGUGUGCUCUUGGUCGUGUGAUAUGCGGCUGAUGGGGCUCAAGUGGGCACACAGCUGCAUUUAGAGCGGAACUGUGGAACCGACGUUCAUGGCGAAUGAGUUAGCCGCAACCAGUUGAUGUCGUCUUUGCAGAGGCUUUCCGAAUACACUGGUGUCACAUACUGUGCACAUAUGGACAGCACAUCUGGAUCAGAGUUUGCAGUACUCACGAGAUUUAGUUCUCUAUUUUUUUCAAAAGUCAUUAAAUUUUGAGGACGAAGGUUCAGAAAAGAGGUCAUGGAUUCUAACUCGCAGGAGUUGAUGGAUGACGCAUACUGACUUCCAGGAUUUGUUGACAUGUGGGAGCGACUGGCAACUUUGCCCCUCACGUUGCAACAGAGUAAUCUGUGACAGGCUAUGGCCUGCUGCGACAGGGAACUGCUGUGCCCAGGGACAGACCAAUCUAGCACAUCUGGGAAAUUUCGGAGAAACUGCCUAUGAAGAUAGAGAGACACUCUCAGAGAGGUGAGUUACAUUUGGAAAGAACUGUACGAAUUUUUGCGAGCAGAUCUUUCAAACUCCUUCAGUCUGACAUCCUGUGUCGACCAGGCUAGAAGGGAUGAAUACCUGGUGCUAACAUCUCAACCGUCGUCCGCCGCUGGCUCACUGCUGCUUGAAACGAAGUACACCUGUCAGGCUUUGGAUUUCCAACUUACGCGGACCGUGCACACUGAUCUUCGUCAGACUUUGAAAUUCCAACUCACUCUGUCUGUCUACAAUGAUCUCCUUCGAGGCUACUACAGAACUUCUUCGGCAGGCAGCUUGUUGAAUGAAGUUAUGUCGAUUCGUUUCCUUGAGUAGACAUCCUAUCAUAUCCCCUUAUGGGUUAGUGCGCACUUCUCCAGGUUGACUGCAAAUGUGGCACUCCGUUCUUUCGUACGAGCAGAAAUUUUUUGUGGAGCGAGCGCUCGUCACAAGUUUUGUAUGUAGUAAGAACUACUCACACGUGAUUACAAUUUACAGUUCAUUAAAUUUAUCCAGCUGAUCAACUCGUUUCAGUUAUAGAGUUUGUCCGAAUUUCAAACAUCGUGACGU